Molecule: messenger RNA, 1116 nt
Organism: Metarhizium album ARSEF 1941
Lineage: Eukaryota; Fungi; Ascomycota; Sordariomycetes; Hypocreales; Clavicipitaceae
Exons: 2
Coding region: 1-1116 (371 amino acids)
Source: RefSeq, a predicted model, not a curated record
AUGGAAGACAUUCGCAAAGACCUCGUCACGUCCAUGACCAUGGCCGCCUUCAUCGGCAUCGCGUGGUACGUCGGGGUCGAGGUCAACGCGUCGCUCUUCCUCCUCUUCAAGCGCCGGCGCGGACUGUACUUUUGGUCGUGCGCCCUCGCCUCAUGGGGCGUCAUCCUGCAGCCCGUCUGCAUCAUCCUCGCCGACUUUGGCGUGUGGAACGACGCCGUGCCGGCCAUUGUGCUCAUCUACCUGACGUGGUUCAUCAUGGUGGUGCCCCAGAGCUGGGUGCUCUACUCGCGCCUGCACCUGCUCAUGCACACGGCCAGCGCGCUCGACGCCAUCAAGUACGUGCUCAUCUUCAACUCGGUCGUCUUUGCCGUGCCCACCAUGGUCAUUGGCACCCUGGCGCAAGCCACCACCGUCAACCCCAAGCUGCCCGCCUUCAACCUCGUCUGGGACCGCAUCCAGCUCGUCGUCUUCUUCGUCCAAGAGGCCGCCCUCAGCAUCCUCUACAUUGUCCAGACGCGAAAGUACCUGCGCGGCCGGGCGCCCCUCGUCGAGCGCUCCUGGUCCGCGUCCACGGUCACGGCCGCGGCCACGGCGACGCCCUCGCUCGGCCGCCGCGCCUCCUCGUCCCGGCCGCAGACGAGCGAGGAGCACUCGGUGCUCUGGCACCUCAUCUACGCCAACCUGCUCAUCCUCGCCCUCGACGUCGCCCUCCUCGGCAUCCAGUGCGCCAACAUGUUCCACCUCCAGGGCGCCUUCAAGCCCUGCGUCUACGGCGUCAAGCUCAAGCUCGAGUUUGUCAUCCUCAACCGCCUCCUGCAGACGGUCCGGAAGCCGGCCAGCCCCUCCUCCUACUCGUACUCGUACGCCGCGGGGGGUGGCUUCGGGAGCGGCGCCGCCAGCGCGAGGCGCCAGUCGAGGGGCCACAACCUCGUCGGCGUCGCCAACGGCGGCAACGGCCACGGCCACGGCCACAGCCUGUGGCACAAGAAGCCCUCUGUCGUCGAGCCCAGCGAGGACAGCGACGCCGUCCAACUCGUCGAAUCUGUGUCGAGGAGCGCGUCUGCUUCUCACGGCAGCGAGCACCAGCCUCCUGUUUAUGUUGGAGGCUUCAGGUGA